This is a messenger RNA of Priceomyces carsonii, 462 nucleotides long. RefSeq names its product Hsp21p (gene HSP21). The coding region runs from base 1 to 462 and encodes 153 amino acids. The record is from RefSeq and is a predicted model, not a curated record. Lineage: Eukaryota; Fungi; Ascomycota; Pichiomycetes; Serinales; Debaryomycetaceae. The transcript has a single exon.
AUGCUGCUUUCAUUACGUGAUAAACUUUCUGAUUCUGAUUUCGAUGAUUUCUUCGCAGAUCCUUUUGGAUUCAACACCGGGAGAAGUCAAGGAGACGGAACUCUCGUUCCAUUAUUUGGUGGGUUUGGAGAAGACAGUUUGGUUCCGAAAGAUAAGCUGUUCUUGGGUUUCAGCGACAAUCUUGAUGUGAAAGAAGAGCCGGAUAAGUAUGUUCUCAGUCUCAAGGGUGCCCUGCUCGAAGGUACCAACUACAAGGUUGACUAUGUCAAAGAUAAGAACGAGCUUGUGGUAUCUACAGUCCGCAAUGUGACUCACAAGGAUGAUCAUGGCUCAUCAUCGACUCACUCGUCUUCUCAGAGGACCGUAAAAUUUGAUAAGCCAAUAAAAUUUGAUAGCGUCAAAGCUGAUACCACAAAUGGUGGCCUCUUGGUUACUGCUCCAAAAGUCAAGGCAGACAAAUAA